GAGUAGGGGCGCGGCCAGGAGCAACAGGAGGGGCGAGACCUGGAGUAGUAGCAGAGGCGGGGUCCAGAAGUGUAGUAGAUGCAGGGCCUGGGGCGGGGCCGAGUUCGGGAGCAGAGGCGGAGCCAGGAACAAAAGCAAGGGUGGAGCCUGGAGCAAGAGCAGGAGAGGAGCGCCUGAGCAGAGGCGGGGCCAGGAGCAGGGACGGGACGAAGCACCGGAGCGAGGCGGGAUCUCAGAAGGCGCCUACCAAGAACAGUCUUGCAGGCUGGUGACCUCCGCAUUCUCCAGGUUGAAGCCACGUUAUCCACUGCCCCGAGAUGUCCCCUGCUGGCCCUGCGUGGCCGAGGCUCCGAGUCCUGCAGGCGCUGUGGGCACUGCUGGUUGUGCUGUUGGCACCGUGGAGGUUGUGGGCGAUAAAGAAUACCCAGGAGUGCACCUGGCAAGUUGUCCUGAACAACUUUGAGACAGUAGGCAAGAAGGACGCGAGCGAUCGUUUCGUCGAUCAAGAGCCCUUGUACACAGUGGACAAAGUGUUCAGCCUGCUAGUGGACGCGCCCAUCGACCCUGACGAGACAUACCUGGGCUUUCCUUACUACCUGAAGAUCAACUACUCCUGCAAGGGAGAGCGGUGGCACCACUAG
Molecule: messenger RNA, 641 nt
Organism: Physeter macrocephalus (sperm whale)
Lineage: Eukaryota; Metazoa; Chordata; Mammalia; Artiodactyla; Physeteridae
Product: cation channel sperm-associated auxiliary subunit gamma-like
Exons: 3
Coding region: 318-641 (107 amino acids)
Cellular component (GO): sperm principal piece; CatSper complex; motile cilium
Source: RefSeq, a predicted model, not a curated record